UGGGGCCUCCGGGACAGCUGAAUGUGAGCUGGCAGCCCCCCAUUCAAUACAUGGACAAUAGCAUCCGCUAUGAGAUGGCCAUCUUCCAUAAGGGUAGCAUAGUCCAGCGGGUGGAGAUUUCCAAUGGGCAGACAUAUUACCUUCGGAAUCUCAAAGGAGGAACCCGCUACACGUUGGCUGUGCGGGCCAAGCCAAACGGAGUCAGCUUUGAUGGCUUCUGGAGUGGAUGGUCGCAGACAGCAUCGGCAAUGAUACCCAGUGGUAAGUGUUCUUCAGGCAAUAUUGGUCGCAGCCAUGGUGCAGGGCCGGUUGAAAAUAGCCGCUUAAUUAGCAUGGAGCGAUGCUCAUAAAACCACGAGAAGCUGAGAAGCUGCUUUUAAGGAAAAAUGAAACAAAAACCAAAGCAGCAUUAAAAUAAAAUAAAAUAGUGGGCACCUUCUGAGAACCCAAAAUCAACAAGAAUGGAAGCCUCAAUAACACUGGAACCAAAAUCCCAAGCCUAAGGAAUCCAAAACAGAGCACAAUUCACUUUACAUCUGUCCAGCACAUCCGUUCGAAGAGAAUAGGACCUCUGCAAAAAGAUGGGAGAAUUUUCCUGCCACUUUUCAAUUCUCAACCAUGGCUUCUUCCAGAGAGCUAUUUUCUGCCCAGAUGGUGCAUAAACUGGUGGUGCUGAUGAAAGACAGGCAAUUGUGGUUGUGUGUGUGCGCGCGCGUGUGUUAGAUAGAUCCACUGUAGAUGGAAGAAAGUCCCUAUUUCCCUUGCAUUUCUAGAAGACAAUGGCAGCCUGCAAUUAUUUUUCUUUGAGGAGAUAUCUGAAUGCCCUGGCCCAACCAAUAACAAAACUCUGAUAUCAGUGGGGACAAAAAAACCCAGCUUGUUAAGCUUGUGGGAGUAUUGUUGGGGGAGAACAAGAAUCUGAAGUAUCCAAAGCCAUUUUGG
Molecule: messenger RNA, 942 nt
Organism: Podarcis muralis (Common wall lizard)
Lineage: Eukaryota; Metazoa; Chordata; Lepidosauria; Squamata; Lacertidae
Source: RefSeq, a predicted model, not a curated record